AUGUCCACAGAUUUGUCAGAUCUUGAGCUGCUUGGCGAAGAUGCCGCAGCAGUGGCACAGCAACAAUACCAACCCAUUAUACCCCAAGAAUAUGACGAGUUGAAGGACAUAGUGGAAGAUACGGUCGAUGACUCUGUUCCUACUGAGUCGGGUGAUGUUGCGCUGAGCACUACAUCAGGUUCGUCGGUGUGGGGGUUCAUUGCCUCGUGUUCCAUCAACCUGUUCCUGCCGUUUGUAAAUGGUAUCAUGCUGGGCUUCGGCGAGAUAUUAGCCCACGAGAUUGGCUUCAGAUUCAGAUGGUCAGGGGCUAGAGUCACCCCACAGAGAAGAUACCUGACUGUGAAUCAGCAGGCCAGCCAAUUGCAAAAAUCGUCUUUUCUUUCAUAG
Messenger RNA from Kuraishia capsulata CBS 1993, 387 nucleotides. RefSeq lists its product as uncharacterized. The record is from RefSeq and is a predicted model, not a curated record. Gene Ontology annotation, cellular component: mitochondrial outer membrane. Gene Ontology annotation, biological process: mitochondrial outer membrane translocase complex assembly; protein insertion into mitochondrial outer membrane. The transcript is spliced from 2 exons. NCBI's taxonomy places the organism in Eukaryota, Fungi, Ascomycota, Pichiomycetes, Pichiales, Pichiaceae. Bases 1 to 387 code for a protein of 128 amino acids.